UCCCCCCAGCAGCUUUGCGAAGCGGCUCCUGGUGACCGGGGGUGCUGGUUUCAUGCCUUGAACAUAGAAGCUCCAAGAAACGAUUUUUGGAUUAUGGUAGGACAUUCUUUUAUUUAGCGGGUUUAAAAAAACAAAACAAAACCCUGUUAAUGGUGCUUUGACCUGGACUAGGUGUGUGAUGCCUCCUUCCCUCUCACACCCUCAUGCAAUCAGUAAGUCCUCUUUCACUGCAUCCGAAGUGAAUACUUCUACACCCACUCCUAUCCUAGUCCACGUUACUGCCUUCUUCUGCCUAGAUCACUGUUGUAGCUUCCUGUUGGUCAUGCUGCUUCCCCUCUUGUUCCCUUAAAAUCUGUUCUGCACACAGAAGUCAGUGUUUAUUAAGUAAAUAAGUGCAUAGAGUUUUACCCCAGUGGUUCCUGUCAAACUUAGAAUAAAACCAAGACUCUUUAGCAUAUCUAGAAGACUCAAGUGUCCAGGCCCUGGUUUUCCAACCUGGUCUGACAUUCCACCUCUUUUUGGAGUUUCUGGAACAGAUGAAGCCCAUUCCCCCUGACUUGAGGCCUUUGCACUCGUUUCCCCUUUGGUUAGGCCGCUUAUAUCACUUAGUUCGAUGGUUAUUGAGAUACAGCCUCCUGGGACAGGCGUUACCUGGCCAUCCUAGAUAAAAUAGCCCCUUUCCCCACUAACAUACUAAUCACCACCCACAAUUAUAUUGUGUAUUAGUGUUUACUUACUUACUGCCUGCAUCUCUACUCUAGAAUGUAAAUUGGAUGGGAGCAGAGACUCUUGUUCAUUAAGCAUCUGUAAGAAUGCCUGGCUUGUUUAACAGAGGUGUUCAGUAGUUACCAAAUUGGUGAAUACAUUGGUACCAACAGGAAACUCGCAAUGUCUAGUGAAAGACGAACAUGGGAAUCGCCUCCCCUCCGAGCACAUUAAAUCACCUUUUCAAAUCCGACAAUAAGGAGGGUACCAGGCAGGCAAGGUUGGUUUACCGAAUGUGAAGAGGGGUGUGGGCAUAAAAGGGUGUGAGAGGGAUGGUCCUGAAAGGGCAAGUCCCAGAAAAUGCUGUGAAAGGGCUGUCAAGUACAAACUCUGAGUUCAUAAUUUGGUCAGAGGCAGCCCUUGUUCCUGAGAACCCAAUGUUGUGUAUAUGAGAAAACCUGAAUGACAGAUCAUCUCACUGAGUCAUGCCUGUGGUUCGACUUCAAGGUCCUCAGAAACCCAGGAGCCACCAUGGCUCUCCAGCUCCGGAUGGCCUCAGCUAUUAUUAGCUUUGGAAACCUAGAUUUAAUCUAGAACUUCCCUGAGGCUUGUAGUUUACAUCACCAAAUUCUUGUACCAAGAGAUAGCAAUUGCAGUAGGGUUACUGUGAACAUAGGCAACUCCUGUGCUCAGACUAAUUAAUUUUUGCAGUUAUACCUACAGUCUCUUAAAGGAUAUGUUAUAAUUUCAGUAUGUUUGUACUGACCACCACUCAUGGUAUUUAUCAUCCUGCUUCACUCCCACACUCAAAGCACAUGUGGACAAAAUUAUUUGGUUAAACUAUUUUUUUUCUUGUACCCAGAACCAGUAAAUUCUCUUUUCCCCACAGUGCAAAAGAAUAUCGGUGCAUCAAUACUGAUUAUUUAUUAUGUUGAGAAAGUUAGUAAAAGGGCAGGGGAGGGAGCAUAUUCAAUGUAGUUAUGUUAUUUCUGUUAUUUUGCUGAAACUUAAAGGUAUCUUUGAAUAGUUUCCUAAUAGCAUAUGGUAAUAUUUAGGAAAUGUUAAGAAUUGAGGGAAAAGGUUAAAUUUUCUACUAACAAAAGCACUUUUUUCCUUGAAGCGCAUCACAUGUGAUUGUCUCUUUAGUAGAAGAUUAUCCAAACUAUAUGAUCAUAAAUCUAGACAAGCUGGAUUACUGUGCAAGCCUGAAGAAUCUUGAAACCAUUUCUAACAAACAAAACUACAAAUUUAUACAGGGUGACAUAUGUAAUUCUCACUUUGUGAAACUGCUUUUUGAAACAGAGAAAAUAGAUAUAGUACUACAUUUUGCUGCACAAACACAUGUAGAUCUUUCAUUUGUACGUGCCUUUGAAUUUACGUAUGUUAAUGUCUAUGGCACUCAUGUUUUGGUAAGUGCUGCUCAUGAAGCCAGAGUGGAGAAGUUUAUUUAUGUUAGCACAGAUGAAGUAUAUGGAGGCAGUCUUGAUAAGGAAUUUGAUGAAUCUUCACCCAAACAGCCUACGAAUCCUUAUGCAUCAUCUAAAGCAGCUGCUGAGUGUUUUGUACAGUCUUAUUGGGAACGAUAUAAAUUUCCAGCUGUCAUCACACGAAGCAGUAAUGUUUACGGACCACAUCAGUAUCCAGAAAAGGUUAUUCCAAAAUUUAUAUCUUUGCUACAACACAACAGGAAAUGCUGCAUUCAUGGAUCAGGGCUUCAAACAAGAAAUUUCCUUUAUGCUACUGAUGUAGUAGAAGCAUUUCUCACUGUCCUCAAGAAGGGAAAACCAGGUGAAAUUUAUAACAUCGGAACCAAUUUUGAAAUGUCAGUUCUCCAGCUUGCCAAAGAACUAAUACAACUGAUCAAAGAGACCAGUUCGGAGUCUGAAAUGGAAACCUGGGUUGAUUAUGUUAAUGAUAGACCUACCAAUGACAUGAGAUAUCCAAUGAAGUCAGAAAAAAUACAGGGCUUAGGAUGGAGACCCAAAGUGCCUUGGAAAGAAGGAAUAAAGAAAACAAUUGACUGGUACAGAGAGAAUUUUCACAACUGGAAGAAUGCAGAAAAGGCAUUAGAGCCCUUUCCAGUACAACCACCAUUUGUAUAGUGAGGACAGUUUUCAGAGAAAGAAGAAAAUUAUCCUACCUCGACAAGUGAUAUGAAAUCAAGUGAUGAGACCAAGUGUCCUCUUCAUAUGGAAUUAGAUUGUGACUUUUUGCAUAAAAUUCAAAUGCGAAAUGCCUCAGUCUUUAGAAUAGUUUUAGUAUUGCCAUAGGAUUUAAAUAUCAAGAUUCUUUCAGAAACCUUUUCUACUGAAAGUCAGGAAUCAGUAAGCCUAGGAAGAGGAGGGUGCCUGGAAGGAGGAAUCUCACAGUUCUGAGAACCAGGGUGGGGAACAGCUCUGCACGGAUGACAGCCUUCCCUGGCACUGAACUCACCUUCCCAGCCUUUCCCACUGCUCAGAUAGUCUCAAGUUUUUGUUUUUAGGCAAUAUAGGAUAAGCCAUAUGCUCUCAUUCAUCUUUUUGUAAAGAUCUGAUGUGCUAUAAUUGCUUUAAAAGGGGAACAAUGUAAAAAUAUCUAGCACUUUUUAACUUUUGAUAAUUUUGUAAAAUUAAGUUAAAUGUUUUUUAAAAGGAGGAUGUCAUUUUUAUAUUUUCAAAAUCAGUUUUUGAACUAUAUAUAGGUAACCAUGUAUGAAAGAAAUUUUAUCAUGUAUUUACCAUUUAAAAUGAUUUUAUUUAUAAAAGUAUCAAAAUUUUAAUGUAUUUAAUGUAGAAUGUG
Molecule: messenger RNA, 3483 nt
Organism: Nyctereutes procyonoides (raccoon dog)
Lineage: Eukaryota; Metazoa; Chordata; Mammalia; Carnivora; Canidae
Gene: TGDS
Product: TDP-glucose 4,6-dehydratase
Exons: 12
Coding region: 1872-2807 (311 amino acids)
Biological process (GO): nucleotide-sugar metabolic process
Molecular function (GO): dTDP-glucose 4,6-dehydratase activity
Source: RefSeq, a predicted model, not a curated record